Molecule: messenger RNA, 2136 nt
Organism: Knipowitschia caucasica
Lineage: Eukaryota; Metazoa; Chordata; Actinopteri; Gobiiformes; Gobiidae
Source: the annotation of a GenBank genome assembly
AUGGAUUGGCUUGAACGGGUGACGGCGGGAGAUACAGUGAUGUCCCCCGUGCGUCCUGGUGUAGAGCGCGUGGAGCAGCCACAGGUCCAAGUCGGAGGCCUCCACAUUUCCCCGGGGGAGGUGCACAUCCGCUCGGACAGCCUGCUCACGAUGCCUGCUAUCUUCAGCAUUGCAGCCGGAGGUGGGAUGCUCCUGAUCAUCGUGAUCCUGGUGCUGCUGGCCUACAGGCGCAAGUCCCACGAGAACGACCUCACUCUGAAGAGGCUGCAGAUGCAGAUGGACAACCUGGAGUCACGCGUGGCCCUGGAGUGCAAAGAAGCCUUUGCCGAGCUCCAGACAGACAUCAAUGAGCUGACCAGUGACCUGGACCGGGCCGGCAUACCGUACCUGGACUACCGCACUUACGCCAUGAGAGUCCUCUUCCCCGGCAUCGAUGAUCACCCGGUGCUUCGAGAGCUGGAGGUGCAUGGCAGUGGUCAGGUGGGCGUGGAGAAGGCUCUGAAGCAGUUUGCGCAGCUGGUCAAUAACAAGGUGUUCCUCCUGACCUUCAUCCGGACCCUGGAGCUGCAGCGUUCCUUCUCCAUGCGCGACCGCGGCUACGUGGCGUCGCUGAUCAUGACGGCUCUGCAGGGCCGGCUGGAGUACGCCACCGACAUCCUGAAACAUCUGCUCUCUGACCUCAUCGAGCGCAACCUGGAGAGCAAGAACCACCCCAAACUACUGCUGCGCCGAACCGAGUCAGUGGCGGAGAAGAUGCUAACAAAUUGGUUUGCCUUCUUGCUCCACAAGUUUCUCAAGGAGUGUGCUGGAGAGCCCCUCUUCAUGCUGUUCUGUGCCAUCAAGCAACAAAUGGAGAAAGGACCCAUUGACUCCAUCACGGGAGAGGCUCGCUACUCCCUGAGCGAAGACAAACUCAUCCGACAACAAAUCGAAUACAAGACGCUGACGCUGAGCUGUGUGAAUCCAGACAAUGAGAACAGCCCCGAGAUCCCCGUCAAGGUGCUCAACUGUGACACCAUCAGCCAGGUGAAGGAGAAGAUCCUGGAUGCGGUCUACAAGAACAUGCCAUACUCACAGAGGCCCAGGGCGGGAGACAUGGAUCUGGAGUGGCGUCAGGGCAGGACAGCACGAGUGGUCCUUCAAGACGAGGACAUCACAACAAAGAUCGAGAGUGACUGGAAGAGGCUGAACACGCUGCUGCAUUAUCAGGUGUCUGAUCGCUGCGUGGUGGCCCUGGUGCCAAAACAGAUGUCUUCUUUCAAUAUCCCCUCGUCAGCCAGCUUCCCGCGCAGCAUCAGCAGAUACGGUGUGGAUGUCCCGUUCCGGUCCACUCCCACCAGCCCGGACAGCCCCCACUCCCGGGUGCCCAUGCUGACCCCUGAUCUGGAGAGUGGAGUCAAAGUUUGGCAUUUGGUGAAGAACCACGACCACGGAGACCAGAAAGAAGGAGAGAGAGGCAGUAAAAUGGUGUCAGAGAUCUACCUGACCAGACUGCUGGCCACAAAGGGCACUCUGCAGAAGUUUGUGGACGAUCUUUUCGAGACUCUCUUCAGCACCGUGUGUCGAGGCACCGCGCUGCCGCUAGCCAUUAAAUACAUGUUCGACUUCCUGGACGAGCAGGCGGACGGACAUGGCAUUCAUGACAUGGACGUCCGUCACACCUGGAAGAGCAACUGCCUUCCCCUGAGAUUCUGGGUAAACGUGAUCAAAAAUCCUCAGUUUGUAUUUGACAUUCACAAAAGCAGCAUCACAGACGCCUGUUUAUCGGUGGUGGCUCAGACCUUCAUGGACUCCUGCUCCACUUCUGAACACCGACUCGGCAAAGAUUCUCCCUCCACCAAACUUCUAUACGCGAAAGACAUCCCACAUUACAAGAGCUGGGUCGAACGGUACUACGCCGACAUUAGCCGACUUCCCGCCAUCAGCGAUCAAGACAUGAACGCGUAUCUGGCGGAGCAGGCGCGCCUCCACUCCAGCGAGUUCAACGUGUUGAGUGCGCUUCACGAGAUCUUCACCUACGUCAGCAAAUACAGCCAAGAGAUCACCGAGGCACUGGAGCACGAUGAACAAGCCCAGAAGCAGAAGCUGGCAUAUAAAGUGGAGCAGAUCAUCUCAGCCAUGUCUGCAGAGAGCUGA